UGCCACCUGUCAGUGUCCAUCGGUGCCUUAUGUCAGUGGUCAUCAGUGCCUCGUGCCAGUGCCCAUCAGUGCCACAUAUCAGUGCCUACCAGUGCACAUCAAUGCCACAUAUCAGUGGCCAUCUGAGCUGUCUUUCAGUGUCAUCCAUCAGUGCCAGUGAGUGCCACCUAUCAAUGCCAAUCAUCAGUGCCGCCUAUCAGUGCCAGUCAGUGCUGCCUAUCAGUGCACAUCAGUGCCUCCUAUCAGUGCCGCCUAACAGUGCCAGUCAGUGCCGCCUAUUAGUGCCAGUCAGUGCCACCUAUCAGUGCCACCUAUCAGUGCCA
Messenger RNA from Staurois parvus, 323 nucleotides. The record is from the annotation of a GenBank genome assembly. Lineage: Eukaryota; Metazoa; Chordata; Amphibia; Anura; Ranidae.